Messenger RNA from Dendrobium catenatum, 387 nucleotides. RefSeq lists its product as uncharacterized. NCBI's taxonomy places the organism in Eukaryota, Viridiplantae, Streptophyta, Magnoliopsida, Asparagales, Orchidaceae. The annotation marks the transcript as partial. The record is from RefSeq and is a predicted model, not a curated record. The transcript has a single exon.
CUCUUUCUUCUUCAAGGAAUGGCAUCUCAGAUCAUCGACAACUACCGUGAAGGUGCUGAGAUUUACAAAGGAGAUGAGCUUUGCAAGAAGAAGUCCAUCGAGUUGCUGGAGGAGCUCUGCCUCCCAAAAGGUCUCUUCCCAUUGGAAGACAUAGAGGAGUUUGGCUAUAACCGUGAGGCUGGCUUCAUAUGGUUGAUACAGAAGAAGAAGAAUGAUCAUGUCUUCAAGCAGAUAAAGAGGGCGGUGUCUUAUGCGCCAGAGGUGACGGCCUUCGUGGAGAAGUAUAAGCUGAAGAAGAUGACCGGCGUGAAGACCAAGGAGCUAUUGCUAUGGCUCUCCGUCGUUGAAGUCUAUUUUGAGAAGCCAACAUCUGAGAAGCUCACUUUC